This is a messenger RNA of Chironomus riparius, 900 nucleotides long. NCBI's taxonomy places the organism in Eukaryota, Metazoa, Arthropoda, Insecta, Diptera, Chironomidae. The record is from the annotation of a GenBank genome assembly.
AUGAGAGUACCGAGUUACUUCAUAAACUUUAUAGCUCUACUAAAUUUGGUUAAUUCACAAAGUGCUCCAAAUGUUUGUUUUUGUGCCACGUCUGGAAGUUGCAAUGGAGUAGGUGGAGGUGGGAAUGGUGGUGGAACUGGAACAGGUACAGAUGGAACAGUCGUCAACUCUCAAGUAUUUUGCCAAUCUGGAUUGGAACGGUGCUGUCCUUCGACUGGAUAUCAAUGUGGAAGGAGAUAUCCUCCAGUAGCUGGUGCUAGACAACCAAUACCAGGAUCUGGACAAGCUAACUAUGGAGCAUAUCCUUGGCUUGCAGUAAUUAUGGGUCAGACAGACUUAAGUUUUCAAGGAACUGGUGCUCUUAUCGAUCACAUGCAUGUUUUAACUGUUGCCCACAAACUGAACCAAUCACUGGCCAGUGGACAGCCAUUCAUUGUUCAACUUGGCAGAUGGGAUGGCUUAUCUGAGGUCAUUCCAUACCAAACGUUCACAGUGAUGAGAAUUUUUUCACAUCCGUCAUUUAAUCCAUCAAACUUACAAAAUGAUGUCGCAAUUUUGAGGUUAUCGCAGUCUGUUAAUUUAGGAGCAACACCUACCGUUGGGGAAGUUGACUUACCACUUGUGGAUCAAUUUACAUGUCAAAACUUACUAAGAUCGACUAGGUUGGGACAAAACUUUAUAUUAGAUCAAAACAGCUUUUUGUGUGCUGGUGGUGAGCUUGGUAAAGACGCAUGCACUGGCGAUGGUGGAGCUCCCCUUGUUUGCCAGGUAGCCAAUCAAUGGUUUGUCUUUGGAUUGGUUGCAUGGGGCAUCGGAUGUGGAUCCUCAAACGUUCCUGGUGUCUAUGUGAAUGUUGUUAAUUACAUGAGUUGGAUACAGCAGACUACAAACUCUCCUUAA